Molecule: messenger RNA, 962 nt
Organism: Pelmatolapia mariae (spotted tilapia)
Lineage: Eukaryota; Metazoa; Chordata; Actinopteri; Cichliformes; Cichlidae
Product: troponin T, slow skeletal muscle-like
Exons: 10
Coding region: 37-789 (250 amino acids)
Biological process (GO): regulation of muscle contraction; sarcomere organization; slow-twitch skeletal muscle fiber contraction
Cellular component (GO): troponin complex
Molecular function (GO): tropomyosin binding; troponin T binding
Source: RefSeq, a predicted model, not a curated record
CCCACAAUUAACCCUCCUUUGUCAUUCCAUAUUUUCAUGUUACCAUCCUUCCAUCCUUCACUGUGUCUUUAUGUGGAUGGUCCUUCAGAUCAAGAUGCCCAGGAGGAAGAAGAAGAGCGCCCCAAGCCCAAACCCAUGGUGCCACAACUUGCUCCCCCAAAGAUUCCUGAAGGAGAGAGGGUGGAUUUUGAUGACAUCCACAGAAAACGUAUGGAGAAAGACUUACUGGAGCUACACACUCUGAUCGAUGUACACUUUGAGCAGAGGAAGAAGGACGAGGAAGAACUCAUUGCUCUUAAGGAACGAAUUGAGCGCCGUCGUGCAGAGAGAGCUGAGAUCCAGAGGGUUAGAGCAGAAAAGGAGAAGGACAGACAGAACAGAAUUGCGGAAGAGCGUCACAGAAAAGAAGAAGAGGAGGCCAAGAGAAAAGCUGAUGAUGAUGCAAAAAAGAAAAAAGUGCUGUCUGGAAUGGGGGCGAACUUUGGAGGCUUCCUGGCCAAGGCAGAGUCGAGGAAAGGGAAGCGCCUGACAGGCAGAGAGAUCAAGAAGAGAACUCUGGCUGAUAGACGGGAGCCACUAGCCACCGACAAUCUGAGAGAGGACGGGCUAAAGCAACGGGCCCAAGAAAUGUGGAACUGGAUCUACCAGCUGGAAUCUGAGAAGUUUGAUUUCAUGGAGUGCAUGAAACACCAGAAAUAUGAGAUCAUUGUGCUGCUGAACAGAAUCCAACAUGCCCAAAAAUUCAAAAAAGGUCACGGCAAAGGAAAGGUUGGCGGUCGCUGGAAGUAAAUCCGGGAAAUACCAAAAAGGAAAACCACAGGACAGAUGACAGGGGAGAAAAAAAUGAAGUCACUGUGGGAAUUAAGCAUUUGUUCUCCAUGCUUCUCUAGUAUCAGAGCCUUUCUGCUUUCAUUUUAAGAAUGUGGUAGAUAUUAUAUCUCACUGCAAAUUGAUAAUAAAAU